CUAAACCUCUCCUCUCAAAUCUCAGAUUCAUUGUCAUUGUUUCCUCUAACAACUACGCUGGAAUCCUUCUCGGAAUGGGAAACCCACUCCUUGACAUCUCUUCCCUCGUCGACGACGAGUUUCUCACCAAGUUACACAACAUCAUAUCCAUCUCUUUUUUUGGUUGAAUUCGUCUAGUGUUUCGUUUGAAUCUGAAAUUUAUUUUUCUCCUUAGCUCUAAUAUUCGUUUCUGGUUUGCCUUUCAGAUCCGACGUCAAGUUGAACUAUGUGAUUCUCGCUGAGGAGAAACAUUUGUCGAUGUAACCAUUGCUUUUGCUUUGCGUUUGAUAUUCGAAUAUAAACUGUAUACUAUAAUCUGUGACAUUUUGGGUCCAAAUUCGUUUGGUUGAUGGUUGACUUUCUAGAUGUUGAAGAAGACAAAAAGUAAAUAUAUAUAUGUAUGUAUAUACAAAUUGUUCUUUUUAAUUGAAUUUAUAUUGUUUGGUUAAGAGUAAACCGAUUAAAACCAAUAAACUAAUUAAAAAUUUGCAAAUUUCGGUUCGUGGGGAUUUAGCAUGAGUUCAUAGUUCGGUGGGGAUUUGAUGAUAUAUGAUAAUUAUCACGGGAAAAUUAAUAGAUUGUCGACCCGUUUAAAUAUGGGUUCUGUAUUUUUUUUAAUAUGAUUUGGCUUUGUUAGUUUGCUAGGUCAAUGAUUUAUAAAUUUGUUUGGUUCAAACUCUGUUCUAUUAAGGUCGGUUUAAAUACAUCAUCACCGUCUGUUCCAAUAACGAUGUCUGCCAAUAAGACGUUACCACGUGUAUACAUAUGAUUUGAUAAACAAUACUAAUCUCCCGAUUGCCAAAAAAAGGAAAAAACAGAGCUGUUAUGAUGACUUUGGUCGCAAGUUUAAAAAAAUGGAAAGGAUUACUAUUGCCCCCAAGCCAGAAUCAAAGAGGCUCUAAAUACAUGUUUCAGGCAAGAGUUUUCUCCACAAGUUGUCUCCAUGGGAAAGUAUAAAGAUUGUUUGAAGACCAGAGCGAAUCUAAAGAAGCAGAAGAAACAUGUGGCUAAAGUUGAUAGAGUGACGAGUUUUAACGAUCUUCCACUAGACUUGGUUGGUGAUAAGAUACUCUCCAAGGUUCCAUUAACAUCUCUCCGAGCAGUGCGUUCCACUUGCAAGUUAUGGAACGCUUUAUCCAAGGAAUGGAUGUGGAGUAACGCACCAACAUCAAAGCGGCAGUUUUUGAGUUUCAUGACGAUGGAUUACAAGGUUUAUUCAUUGAGAUUCCAUCCCCACAAAGACAAGUAUAUGGGAGUUUAUCAACCUAGAAAGCAUAUAGAUAUACUUAAUCAAGUCGAGAUAUCCAAAGUUUUUCACUGCAACGGCUUAUUGUUAUGCGUCCUCAAGGACAAUUCAGGACUCGCCGUGUGGAACCCUUAUUUGGGGCAAACAAGGUGGAUUGAACCUAGAUCAAAGUUUCACAAAUGCGACAUGUAUGCUCUCGGGUAUGACAAGAAGCGUAACCACAAAAUUUUGAGAUGUUUUUAUGAUUAUGACUUCAUGAUCAGCAAAAAACACUCUUUCAUGGUCGAAAUCUACGACUUGAGAUGUCAUUCUUGGAGGGUUCUUGACGUUACCUCGGACUGGGCAAUAGAUUAUGAUGCUAACGGAGCGUCUUUGAAAGGAAAUACUUAUUUUUUUGCACAAGAGGAAAUACCACCUUGUGGUGAUGGAAGUAUAGCGGUAUCAGACCUUGAAGAUUUUUUAAUCUGUUUUGAUUUUACAAACGAGAGAUUUGGACCGCGUCUGCCUCUUCCGUUUCACUCUAGUUUAAAAGAAUCUGUGACACUCUCUUGUUUUGGAGAAGAGCAGCUCGCGGUGCUGCAUGAACGGUUGGAUACAUUAGAGACAUUGGAGUUUUGGGUUACUACUAAGAUUGAGCCCAACGCGGUGUCUUGGAGCAGGUUUUUGAAAUUGGAUAUAACACAGCAUGAGGGUUAUUUGUCUCACGUUGGGACUUUCGUCAUUGACGAGGAGGAGAAAGUUGCAAUGGUUUUCGAUGGAGACAGAGACGACCAACCCUCAAACACACGUCGGUACCACAAGGCUUUGGCCGUUGGAGAUGGAUAUGUUGACUUUGAGAGUCUUAGAAAAUGUCCGACUGAGUCUCGUCCCCCACUGGUGUGCUCGUCUUCUUAUCUCCCAAGCUUAGUGCAAAUCAAUUAACUAGGGAGAAAGGAAAGAAAGAGAUGAUUUUUAAUUUCUUCGUUAGUUUAGACUCGAAUAUGUUUGGGUUGUGGAUAAAUCCAAGGGUAUCUAAAUUAUUAAAACCGAAAUAUGAGAAUUGUUUGGAAACAUGAAUAGCAAUAUAAAAAAGAAUAUAAUGUUUAAAAA
This is a messenger RNA of Brassica napus (rape), 2374 nucleotides long. Its product is annotated as F-box/kelch-repeat protein At1g24800. The record is from RefSeq and is a predicted model, not a curated record. Lineage: Eukaryota; Viridiplantae; Streptophyta; Magnoliopsida; Brassicales; Brassicaceae. Gene Ontology annotation, molecular function: protein binding. The transcript has a single exon.